GAGAGACUGAGAGAGAGAGUGUCACCUGCAGAGAGGGAGCGAGAGGCCCGAAAAGCGACUGAGCUUGGAAAAGCACAGCCUGAGUCGGAGGCUCACACACUCACUCUUGAAGGAGGAUAAACACACACACUCACUCACUCACAAGUCUGUUGUUCCUUACUCCAGAGGGUCAGAGAGGUCCCUGGAGUGUGUGUGUGUGUCUGCCUGUGUGUAUAAGUGGAAAGGGUGUGUGUGUGUUUGUGUGUGUUGAUGAGUGUGUGGGUGUCUCACGUCAAUUUUGAUGGGACACUGAGAGAUGUGUGUGUUACAGUUUCGGUGGGCGGGCUAUAGGGGGCCAUGCUCCCCUGCCCUCCUCCUCCUCCUCCUCCUCAUACCCCUCUCCUUCCUCUCCUCUACUCCUCCAUUUGCUCAGGGAGCCAUCCACAUCCCCAAGAACUACAAAGUGCAUAACAUCUCACAGCCUCCAGUGUUGACGGAGAUGCCAGCAUCAUACACAGCCUUUUCUCGAGACGACAUCAAUCUGACCUGUGAGGCCACCGGCAACCCAACACCCAUGUUCCGCUGGGUGAAGGAUGGGAAUGAGUUUGGUUCAGAGCGCACGGGGUCUGGCUCGUUACGGGCAGAGGAGGACGAGCCUCUCAGCACUUACCAAGGCACAUACCGCUGCUAUGCCUCCAACAACCUUGGAACCGCCAUGACACACGCUGUACAACUCAUCAUCGAGCCUCAACCGAUUCUCCCAAAACAGAGAAGAAUACAUAAGAAAGCUGAGGAGGGAGAAAGCAUGAUUCUACCCUGCAACCCUCCUAAAAGCUCGAUCCGCCCCAACAUUCACUGGAUGGACAGCGAGAUGUUCCACAUCACAAGGAAUGACAGAGUUGUAAAGGGUCUCGAUGGGAACCUGUACUUUGCUAACAUUCUCAAGAGUGACAGCAGAGACGACUACACCUGCCACGCCCAGUAUCCAGACGCCAGGACCAUUCUGCCUAACGAGCCGGUUACCCUCACAGUCAUAUCCAGUAAUGAUGUAGUCAGCAAUAGAAAACCCCACCUUUUCCAUCCCUCUGGUCUUCAUUCCUCUGUGCUGACUGUCAGGGGCAACAGCCUGACCCUUGAGUGUAUCCCCAGAGGCCUACCCACUCCGACUGUGGAAUGGAGGAAGAAGGAUGGCAACAUCAAAGACACAGGUGCGCAGCUGAAGAACUUUAACCGCUGGCUUCACUUCAGAAGCAUCAGCCAGGAGGACGACGGGGAGUAUGAGUGUAAAGCCAGCAACAGCCAGGGCUCCGCCGUGCACUCCUUUACCGUCACAGUGGAAGCAAAGCCGUAUUGGGUAAAGGAGCCGCAGAGCCUGCUGUACGCCCCCGGAGAGACGGUUCGUCUUGACUGCCAGGCGGAGGGCAUCCCAACCCCAACCAUCACCUGGAGCAUCAAUGGUCUGCACCUCACAGAAGUGGAUAAGGACCCUCGUCGCACUGUCUCAGGUGGUGUGUUGAUACUGAGGGAUGUUGAAUUUGCUGACACUGCUGUGUACCAGUGUGAGGCCUUCAACAAACAUGGCAGCAUCCUCACCAACACUUACAUCUAUGUCAUCGAGCUCCCUCCACAGAUCCUGUCCUCUGAUGGGGUGGUGUAUCAGGUCAUUGAGGGUAGAAACGCCAGCCUAGACUGUGAAACCUUCGGCUCCCCACGACCACACGUCACAUGGGAGGGUGAUGGGAUGCUUCCCCUGCUGUCGGACUCUCGCGUCUCCCUGCUGACCAAUGGGACGAUAGAGCUGUCCAACGUCGGUCAUGAUGACAGCGGGACAUAUACCUGUUCUAUCAGACAUACCAAUAUCUCCAUUAUGGCUCACCUGGAGGUCCUCAACCGAACGGUGAUACUGAACGGCCCCCAGCAUGUGCGGACACUCAACGGAACCAGCGCUUUGCUGGACUGUCACUUCUACAAAGACCCUCGGCUGCUCGACCCCCAGAUUGUUUGGAAGAGAGACGGUGCCAAAAUCCUUGAAUCAUCACCAGAUGACAAGUACAUUAUCUUUGAGAACGCCACCCUGAAAUUGACAUAUGUCCAAUUAGAAGAUACUGGGAAUUAUUCCUGUGAGGUGAUCACUUCCAAGGAUCAUGUAGCAGCCACCGGCUCCAUCACGGUUGUCGCACGGCCGGACCCUCCCCACUCUCUGACUCUGUCUGAUGUUCAGGACCGCAGCCUCACCCUCAGCUGGAAGCCGGGACGCUCACACAACAGCCACAUCACUGAGUUCAUUGUGGAGGCGAGGGAGGAGCAGCACACCCCGGAGAGGAAGUGGAGGUGGGAGGAGUGGAAGUGGGUUUCUGGAGACAUCAAUCACCUCGAGUUGAUGCUCCAGCCCUACUCCACCUACCGCUUCCGGGUCAUCGGGGUCAACGAAGCGGGCCGCAGUGAGCCCAGCCAGCACUCGGAGGCCCACACCACGCCACCUGCUGUUCCUGACGGUAACCCCACCGGUGUGCAUAGUGAUUCCACAGAUCCGGGGUUUCUGGUCAUCUCCUGGGAUGAGAUGGACAGGCUCACGCAUAACGCUCCAGGCUUUGAGUACAAGGUGUCAUGGCGGCAGGCAGAGGGAAGUAAUCAGUUCUGGUCCCACGGCACCACUAAGGGUCCACCUUUUGUGGUGAACGGGACAGGAACCUACACACCAUUUGAGAUCAAGGUCCAAGCUGUCAACUCACUGGGAGAAGGUCCUGCCCCUGUCCCUGAGAUUGGACACUCUGGAGAGGACACCCCUCUGGAGGCACCUGGUGAUGUGACGGUAAAGGUGAUCAACAGCACAGCCAGCGUGAGGUGGGAAACACCCCAGGGAGUCCGAGGACUGCUGCUAGGAUACAGGCUCUACAUCAAGCGGCUGGGGUCCCAGAGCGGCCGGGGCCGCAGAGCCCUCGGUCACAUGCACCACAGAGCGGAGAGGGAGAGAGAUGGAGGAGUGGAGCAUGGGAUGGGGAAGGAGCAGGAGAACAGGGUGGUGGAGGUUGGCAGCAUGAAGAACUCGGAGGAAGUCACAGGGCUGCGACUCUACUCGCGCUACGAGCUGUCCGUCACCGCUUUCAACAGCAAAGGGGAGGGUCCUCAUUCCCCGCCAUACCACUUCAGCACACCAGAGGGAGCCCCCGGCCCUCCUGCGUCCCUGAGGUUGGACAGCCCAUCGGAGACAUCAAUAACUCUCUACUGGACUCCACCGAUCCACACCAACGGAGUUCUGCUGGGAUACUUUGUGCAGUUCAAGCAGGAUAUGGAGGGCAGCACGGUAGAGGUGGAGGAGAUAAUGGAUCCCAGCUUGACUCACCAUGUGUGGGAUGGCCUGGAUCCUCACAGCAGCUACAUCUUCACAGUGACGGCCCGCACCGCUGCCGGGGAGGGACCUCCCAUCACACGCAAGGGUACCACCCUGCUAGACGGAGUUCCUCCAACCAACAUCUCCUGUCAAGAAGGAGAAACAUAUUUCAACUUGAGCUGGGUCCCAGGAGAACGACACAGGAACCAUGGCUUCCAGUUCCGCUACCUGAAGAUGAACGGUGAGGGGACGAUGGAGGGGCGAGACGGAGGGGAGAAAGAUAACUGGGUGGAGUCGGAGAUGGUGAACUCUACUCAGGGUUUCUACUCGCUGGCAGGCCUCCAACCAGGAACUAAGUACUGGCUUACCAUCAUGCACAGGAACUACACUCACUGGAAGGAACAGGUCAAGACCAAAGGACCAGAGCUGUCAGAGGUGGCCGGUGGGUUUGCCACCCAAGGCUGGUUCAUCGGACUCAUCAGCGCCAUCGUGCUGCUGAUGCUCAUACUGCUCAUCCUCUGCUUCAUCAAGCGCAGCAAAGGAGGCAAAUAUGCAGUGAAGGACAAGGAAGACGGUCAGGUGGACUCUGAAGCCCGACCGAUGAAAGAUGAGACCUUUGGCGAGUACAGAUCCCUGGAGAGUGAUGGAGACGAGAAGCGCUCGAUUAGCCAGCCGUCUCUGUGUGUGGGCAGUAAGCUGGGGAGCGAUGACUCCCUGGCCGAGUACGGCAACAGUGUGGACAUCCAGUUCAACGAGGACGGCUCCUUCAUUGGCCAGUACAGCGGCCGGGAGCCCGUUCACCAUGGCAACGAGAGCUCCGGUCCCGCCUCCCCCGUCAACCCAGUCCCACCUCCUCCCAUCGCUCCAUCCAUGUCAACCUUCCUGGACCGGCCCAGCUAGACACACACACACACACACACACACACACACACAAACAUACAUAUGCACACACACACAAACACACACACAUGCGUCUGACUGCCUGCAACAAGACACAAAGGGACAGACCACUCAUAAGACCUGACUCCACUGCCCGUGAUACCAAAACAGUUUGAGAACACACAUACACACACACACACACACACACACACACACACACACACACACACACUGAUGGUUCAGUACAUUCCACAGGUUUAUGAAGUAAAGUUGUUUACAGGAAGUCUCGCCUUUUCUACUCCGAGUUUAUUCACUCUCACACACACACAGACACACACAGACACACACACAGACACACACAUAUACAUCAAACAGUAAAGCUGAUACUCCUUCACCCUUCUAUAAAAGAGAGAGAGACAGAGGAGGGAGAGGACAGGAGAGGAAGAUGAUGGGUGAUGUGAUGAAGGGUAAAGUGGGAGUUGUUUCAUCUUGUCUGUGACCAAAUUUUUCUCCCCUGCAUUAUUUCAGCUCAAACACUCACUUUAUUUUCAUUCUGUUACAGCAUUUUAAAGCCUUAUUCAUUUUUAUAUGCUU
Messenger RNA from Myripristis murdjan (pinecone soldierfish), 4783 nucleotides. RefSeq names its product neural cell adhesion molecule L1.1-like. Lineage: Eukaryota; Metazoa; Chordata; Actinopteri; Holocentriformes; Holocentridae. The record is from RefSeq and is a predicted model, not a curated record. Gene Ontology annotation, biological process: brain development; cell-cell adhesion; axon guidance. The transcript is spliced from 29 exons. Gene Ontology annotation, molecular function: cell-cell adhesion mediator activity. Bases 296 to 4210 code for a protein of 1304 amino acids. Gene Ontology annotation, cellular component: axon; plasma membrane.